Messenger RNA from Lucilia sericata (common green bottle fly), 4026 nucleotides. RefSeq lists its product as uncharacterized. Gene Ontology annotation, cellular component: nucleus. Lineage: Eukaryota; Metazoa; Arthropoda; Insecta; Diptera; Calliphoridae. The transcript has 2 exons. The record is from RefSeq and is a predicted model, not a curated record. Bases 253 to 3171 code for a protein of 972 amino acids.
UUGACAGAAGCGACUUUUUACCGCUCUGUCAUUUAAUAUUUUCUAUUUUUUCAUCAGUAUUUUGCAAAUAAACAAUUGAGAAAAGAAUAUCAGCGUACGAAAAUUAAGUUUUUUAUAUUUAUUUUCUAACUUUAAUCAUUCAUAAUAGUUUGCAUUAUUUUAUUUAGUUUAGUUGUGAUAUUUGCAAAAAAGUGAGAUAAUAGUUUUAAAGUGUUGAAAAAAUAAUUUGCCACAUCCAAACAAUUUUCCAAUAUGGGAAAAAUACAAUUUUGCCGUAUUUGCCGAACAGAAAAAAAUCUAAAAUAUAAGACCAAAGAGUUAAGACAAUUAAAUAAAAAACAGUUACUUUUGGCCAAUGCCACACAACAGGGCCAAGGAAAUAAUAGGGCUUCGAAAAAGCUUCUACUUACUACACCCACUUUGGGUAACAUCUGCCAUGUUUGUGAUGAACGCAUACAAAUAUUCCACCGCUUAGAUGAUGGUGGCCAUGAUAGUUGUAGCGAUGUUGAAAUCGAAGUAGUUGAAAACACAAAUAAAGCACUGCCAAUGCAAUUUGUAGAUGCUAUACCAAAUGGAGGUUUCGUUCAAAGGACGCAACGUCCAGACACGCCAGUUAUUGUGGAUGACGAUGACAUGCUAUUCAACAUAUUUAUGCAAAAGUUCAACCAGAAAACACAAAUUCAACGACAUCAAAUGGCCGAGCUGCAACAGGCUGAUGGCCCGUUUGUGAACCAAUUUCAUGCACCCUAUACUCCACCACAGUCUUCUGCCGGUGGAAGUGAAGGGGAUGAAUCAAAAGUAAUAGAAGUUUUAACAUCACGUGAAAACACACCCGCCCCAAUAGCGCAAGCUCUGCCACCACCCCCACUUACAAAUUCUAACCUGAUAGAUUCACAGGGUCAUCGUAUUGUUGCCAUCAUAGAAUUAGAUGAUGUUGAUGAAAACGAUCCAAAAAAUAAUGAUGAAAUCCAUAGUGGUUUAUUGACUCCUGCAGCAAGUUCUUCAAAUGAAUUGUCAUUUACAGAAAGUAUUGAGCACAGGUCUGGUACAUUAUCACCGAUUAAGAAUGCCAAUUUUAAAAGUCCAAGUAAGAAUGAAGGACGUCAAUCUACAGCAGCAGCCGAAGAAGAUGACGAUGAAAUCGUGUUCCGUAAAGUUGAUAUAGAACAAGACAAAUCUCCAGCAAUGAAAAAAAGAAAACGUAAAAGUUACGACGAAAAAGAAUUGCGUUUGGUAGCUAGUUUAAGUUUAGUUUCUAGUGACUCAGAAGCAGAAGAUAGUCCCAUGAAAGUACAGAUUAAAAAAUCGUUCAAUCCCCCUGCAAUUGCUGAAACGCCCCCAUUCGUUUCACAGGAUACUCAUAUUUGUAAAGUUUGUAAAAUAAAAUUUCCGGACUCUGAAAGCCUCUCCGUUCACGAACGCAUUCACCAAGGGGUGAAGUGUACAUUGUGUCAAGUUGGCUUUCAACAAGUCAAACGUCUAAUUCAUCACAUGCGUCGCAAACACCGUGAAUAUAAUGGUGACACUUUGUCAGAAAAACCCCGCUCUGGUCAAGAUAGUUGUAUGACCAUUAGAUUACGUUAUAUGCAACGUACAACAUUUUAUGAAUGUCAGCUGUGUGGUCGCAUUGAUGAAAUAUUUAGAGAACACAAAGAGCAUAUAAUAGAGAAACAUGCUAACGAAUCUAAAACUCUCAAAGACCCCAUUAUGAAACAACUCAAGUGUCCACUAUGUAAAGCCAAGUGUGGUGCACAAUAUUUAUCGCUAUGUCGUCAUCUCAUAAGUUCACAUGAAUAUCAGCAGUACAAAAGUCAUUUAAGAGAAUUGGUACAUGUAAGUGCGUUCGGCUGGAAUGCAGCACGGCAGCAAGAGGUGGCUAAAACAGCAAAAAUCUUUCAAUUUACUAAGAGGAAAACUUUCUUUUUUGAAUGUAAAAUAUGCCGCAAAGUAGUUGCUGGCUAUUUGCAUCACUUAAGGCAUGUUAACAAACAUCAAGCAUCCUCCAACGAACAGACCAAAGUUAAAGCAGUUACCCCCAAUGAAAUUCCUCCUUCAUCGUCAACGACUUUAGUAACCAAAAGCAGUUUGGAUAUUGGGGAAACUCAGAACAAAGAUAAACUUUCUGUAUCAAAAAAACAGAAUCAAUUAGAUAAUAAAUCAAAAAAACUAGGAAAUAAAUCUAAACUUAAUAAAAAAUCAAUACAAAUUGAGAAAGUACAUGAAAAAAGUAAGAAAAUACUAAAAUCUAACGAAAGUACCGAACAAAAGCUCAAACUGAAAAUUAGUCAAAAAGAAAAACUGAAUAAACCUCUUAAGAUAGACAAAUCUAAAAAGACAGCUUUGAUGACAAAAAUUAAUAAAACUGAGACAGUUACAAAUGAGUCCAGAAAGAAAAUACAAAUAAAAAUUAAAUUGAAACCAAAGGAUAAGGAAACGAAAGAAAUACCAAGUGGAGAAAAAUUAAACAAAAGAAAAGCCAAGAAAGAUUCGAGCAAAAUUAAGACAAAAGACAAUGAAAAACUCAGAGGAAAAUCAAAAGUAAAAGCGAAAGAUCUAGAUCAGAAACCUCAGGUAAAAAAGGUAAAGGUUAAACCACCCAUACGACAGAUUGAUCUGCAAAAAUAUAAAUGUAGCUACUGUUUAAAAAAAUUCAAAGGUUUUCGUUUGUAUAAUUUACAUCUUUUACAACAACACAAAGAGAACGAGUAUACCGAAUGUAAUACUUGUAAUAAACUAUACACAAAUUCCUCUCUCACAACUGAUCAUAUCAAACAAUGUCCACAAACAUUUCCCGCAUCCAAACAAAAACGUAAAUUCUCUGAUAAUAAACCUUCAUUAUCAGACAAUUUAAUCGAUAAUGGCUGUCAACUAAAUGCAAACAAAGUGCCUAAGAAAUGUGAUGAAAGUUUAAUCAAUUUGGAAGAUAACAAUCUAUGGCUGAAAGACCUACUAAAGAUAAAAGAAUCAUCAAGAAUUAGUGAUAGCAAUUCAACUUAUAAUGAAUCUACCGAUACUGCCUUAUACAUACCUAAACAAUCAAAUUUACAAUGUUGUUAUUGUUUGCAUCUACUUCCCAAUGGCAAAGCCUUAGAAGAACACACAAAACAACAACAUUCACAUAAAUCUGAUAUUCUUAUUAAAUAUAAACCUUUUAAAAAUAUAAGUAAAUAAUUAAUGCAUAUGUACAUACAUAAAUAAUUAAAUAACACUGCGGAAUCCAGCAACAUAUUACAUUCUUUCAAAAAUUCUAUUUAAUUUAAAAUUAUAGAAUAAAAUUUAAAUUUCACUAAAAUAUAAAGAUUUUAAAAUUUCUGUAUUUAGUUGACAUAGAAAAAUAACAGUGUUUAUAAAAUUUACAAUACUAAAACAACGUUUAUCUGACAGAGUAUUCGAAUAUAAAUUUAAAAUAUGUACAUAUGUAUGUAUAUUAGAGUGUCCCCCGCGAGUCAAGAAUAUCUAAUUUUGGACAUAAAGUUACAGUUACAUUUAAAAAAUUAAAAAAGACUUUACUAUACACUCUAAUGUACAUGAAAAUGCAUUUCAAAAUUAAAUCUUUCUACACAUGUAUGUACAAUACAUUUAUUUACUUGUUAUGUAAAGAUAAAAAAUUAUAGGAUUUACAUAUUAAAAUAAUAGUACCUAAUACUUUCUUUUUUAUGUAUGUGCAUUAUUUGCAAAUAUAUUUCAAAAUAUCCAAUACAUACAUAUACAUAUAUCAUAAUCUUAAUAUAAAAAAGACGUAUCUAACUUUUGUUUAUCAAAAAAAGGUAUUCUUCAUUUUCCGUGGAAUUCCCUAUAUAUUUUUAAAUUUGUCAAAUAAUAACUUUAAUAAAUAUGUAUUAAUUUUUCCAUCUUAACCUUAGGUUUAAAAAAACAUGUUCACCUUACUAAAAAAAUUAAAUACGUCUUUAUUAUAUUAAGGUGAAGAUAUAAUUUUUCAUAAACUCAUAAAAAUUAUUUAAGGUAUUUUCAGACUACAAUACUGAGUAUUAACACACUUCAAAUUAAAAAUAUUAUGAAAAUAAU